AUUCGACACGGACUUCUCUCGUCGUUACCCCACGCCGUAAACAGAGCCAGGUCCAGACUGCAGUUCAGCUAUCCACCAUUCUCAGUGCCUGGAGAACUAUCUUGGAAUCGAUAUCACGCUCUUGGUACCUGAUAUAACUUUUGGAUCACCUCACAAAAUUUAGAUAUCAACAAAUUGCUUCAAGAUGCGCGUCAAGGAUGCCCCACGGGCGCCCGCAUGCUUCCCAGCGGUCGACACGUAUUGUGGCUUUCUGUCCCUCCCCACAGAACUGCGUUGUCACAUCUACGACUACCUCCUCGCCGAGCCUCACGCGAUCACAAUUUCUGCUGGCUACACCACUAUCUUCGGUCACCGCAUACGCGACAAAGCGCGUAAAGUCGACGUGCCGGGCCUCCCACUCGACCUCGCGCCUAUUGUGCGCAGCAAUCAUGAUGCCGCGCUCCUCUCUGUUGCUACACCGCCUGAAGUCGCCCUCGACAAGGAAGACGCGUGGACUGGCGGCAAGCCGCAACUGCAAUUGCCAGGCCCACUGGCCUUGCUGAGGACGUGUCGUAUGGUCAACGACGAGCUGAAGGACUACAUGCGCGGUAGGAAAGCGCGUAAAGCCGCACGUUCAAAAGAGACACCCACCGCCGCGGAUGACACCGAAGGCUUGUCUCUCUAUGUAUCCUACCCACAUGGCGUCCUGGUGCUGAACCACCUCUACCCGUCUCUCCUCAAGCAGGCGCGUCGCGUCUACAUCUCCGGAUACUACACGAGCGCCAAAGAGUCAGACCUACCUGUCAAUGCCUCCCUCGACUCGAACGCAGACCUGAGCCUCACACCACAAUCCUCGUUCGCAGCAACGCCCGUACGCUCAAUGUACCACGCAACAGCGAACCCCACACCGUGUCUGCGUUCCAGUCGAACACGACUGCGUCUCGACCCUCCACCACAGCGACAGGCACCGCCUACAAAAUCACCAACCACAUUCCCCGCCUUCGACAAGUCCACAUCUUCCGCCGCCCUCGCAGCCCUGGAAGACACACUACGUGUCCUCUUCUCAUCCACACCCGCACCCACCCCUUCCGCACCACCCCAGCUCAUCUCCCUACAAGCCCGCAUUCUCUACCCCGGCGCCGAGUCCUACUCCGGCGUGUGGAGCGACGAAUCAAGCCCCGUCAGCCAUCUACUUCGCGGUAUAUGCGGUGGCAAGAUCGACAUGCAGGUCAAGCGCGGGAGCUUGGGGUGCGGCGUUACUGUGGGUGUGGCGCCGCAGCCGGAGAAGAGGGUUGUGAGUACGAGUUGGGAGAAUUGGCGGGUGAUCGAGCAGGCGCCUGUGGGGCUGAACGGGCGGAGGAUGACCGGGAGGGGACGGGAGGUGCGAUUGAGUGACCUAGACCAGUUCUUGACUGAGGUCUAGAAGAUACAGGAAAGGUGGCCCCGUUGGUAGGUGGGAUUGGUACGAUAUGAGGGAGUGGUUUGGGUAGGAUACUUGGGUACCAUGCAUCGGUGCCAUGCUUGGAUACGAUAUGGGAUACGAUGUUGCAUUAUGAUGGCUACAAUGGAAGGCAUGAGACUGCUGGCAGUCAGGACAUCAUUAUGAGGGCUACGCGCUCCAAAGGCUGUUGGUAAGCAGUCAAGGUAGUAUUUCUAUGUCUCGAUAUCAAUGCAAAACUACUGA
Macroventuria anomochaeta is the source of this 1663-nucleotide messenger RNA. RefSeq lists its product as uncharacterized. The coding region runs from base 185 to 1402 and encodes 405 amino acids. The record is from RefSeq and is a predicted model, not a curated record. The transcript has a single exon. NCBI's taxonomy places the organism in Eukaryota, Fungi, Ascomycota, Dothideomycetes, Pleosporales, Didymellaceae.